This is a messenger RNA of Dermacentor silvarum, 5867 nucleotides long. RefSeq lists its product as uncharacterized. The record is from RefSeq and is a predicted model, not a curated record. The transcript has 11 exons. Bases 4379 to 5857 code for a protein of 492 amino acids. NCBI's taxonomy places the organism in Eukaryota, Metazoa, Arthropoda, Arachnida, Ixodida, Ixodidae.
UCUCGUUGCCGCCGCAUGCCGCUGCCGACACACGCCGCCGCAAGUGUUUGUUAUGAGUCUCACAUUCACGGAUUGGGGAGCACUUUUGACGUAUGUUUAGUUUAUCUCGUGGCAAAGUAAUGCUCCUCUGGCACUUCUGCCUUCUUCAUGAGGCGAGGAAAAAGAAGCAUGAUUAUUAUUAUAUGGUGGGAACCUGGAAGGCCCUUUUGCCGUGUUUACUCAGUGCGAAUUUGGUUGGGCGCAUUCAUGGAGCAAGCUCAAUCGCAGACUGAUGUACCAACGUUUUCCUCAUAUUACAACCAUCUAGAGCAAUGCGUCGUUGCCUAGAAAGCGCCCAAAGAAUUUAGUAAGUGUUGCCCCAACGGAAUGUAUCUUAAUUGAGCAUUUUUAGCAAACCAUCUCUGCAGCCGAGGUGCGAAAUUGAUGCAAACAAAAUGCAAUCAUUAAAAGGCUUGGCACGUUUCUCCCAUUAUUGAUUGUGCACUCAGCACCGGUACGAGUAAACGUGUGCAACACGCCACAUUUCGCUAUAUUGUACAGCAGCAACACGGUUGGUCCAACGGGCCAAUGCAUGUCAGCGCAGCAAACCCAGCACGGAAAAGCCGCAUACAGCCACUCCACUACCGCGGAGCCGUGUAGACUGAUGAAAGAUACAGUUGUCUGAAGUUUAUACCCCCAUGAAGGCUAUAAAGAAUGAUUGUGUUCAAUGCGGCAACAUUGUUUCUAAGAGCGCACUAUGUCCAUAAAUUUGUGUUUUUGUUUUACCCUCAACGAACCCGUUUUUGUUUGAAUAUGUGCCGCCGGAUCUGAAUGUCCGAAUCGUGCUUCAGUUACUGUACUUCACUGCAGAAGCAGCGGCCAUGUUCUUAUGCCAUCUCUCUGCGUUUCCUUAUAUAGUUCCAGCAUUGCAUGACGGGACGUAGAUGCAAACAUGGCGUUGUGAGCUGUGCAUGCGUGUUUCGUUGCUGUUUUCGCGCCAAUUUUGUCGGGGACAAUGGCAUUGACAAACCGGGACUUAUUUGGGAUAGCGCGCGGUCGCUGCAAGGAGUCAUUUUGUGACUGUGAGCGAUACAGUGUUCUGAGGUCGGCGAACAUUCGCUGUGACUACUGUGAUCACUGCCCCGGAUCGCAUGGAAAAUUAGACGAACUCGGUAAGUGUUCUUGCAUUGUGCUGGUUUGUCUGUAUUCGGUAUAUAACUAGGCUGCAGCUUUUCUUUCAUUAGAGGGGAAGGACGUGAAAAAGAGAAAGCAAAGGGGUAAGCAGCGAUUUGCGCGGAAACGCAUCCGUGUUAUGCUAAAAAAAAGCUUUAAGGCUCGUUCACGUUACCGGCACGGCAGCCCGCUGCGCGUUCGCGGGCCGCCGUUCGAUGGCGGCUUUCCUCGCGAACGGCGAGAUUUACUUGCCGUAGAGAGGAUGUGACCAUAGGAUGUGACCGGGACCCAUUUGUGCGGCAGCCGUACAGCGAAGUGAUCAAUCGCGACCGAGGAGUGGUCGUUCUGGCAACGACGGCAGCCUAUAUACCGCUGCUCAUCGUUCGGCGGCGCCGAUAUCGUCGCUAGGCCUUUUCCGGUUCACCUCAAAGCUAAAGCUGAUGGCGCUUCGGAAUGAAUCACCGACGCUCACAAGCCGCAAUAUUUCAUACCGCUGCUGUCGCUCUUCGCAAUAAUUAUAGACAAUGCAGAAAAUACGCUAAUAUUAGCGGCGCCGUCGGCAGCGAUGCGAGCACAGCCGCGCCCGUCGUCUCCCGUCGGUAAGCCGUGCAGUGCAGCUGAGCUGGACAGGUAUCGGAGCUCUCGUUCGUGUUUAACGUUUGACAGUGGAUAUCGUUUUUCGUAACGUGUACAAUGUAUGCAUCACUUUACGUAGUGGAAAUUAUUUUGCGGGGAUUUGCGUGGAACAGAAGCUGCAGCCGAUGUUUGCGUUGCCGGUGGCGGGGGCGCGCAGGUUCGCGGUCGUCGAUUGGCCCGUCGGUCGGGCGGCGGCAAGGUGGCUUUGGCGGCGGCCGGGGCCCCGGCCGAAUUUCCGUCUACAAUUGGACACCUCUCGCGCGGCAGACGUUCUACGGCACUGGAGGCCGGUUUGCCGUUAAGGGAUAUUUACCGCUAACGUGAACGUGCCUUUACUUGAUUUUACUCUCAAGUGGCUUGCACGCGGUGUUGCCGAUCGCUGCCUGUGGCGUUCGCUUUUAAUGCGUGAGCAUUGUUCGGCUACUUCCCCAACAAAUAUGUCCGUAACUUAACGCCUUUCCCAUAGGAAUACACAGAGCUUCAUAGGAAAUACAUAGGAUACAUACAGGGUGUUUUUUUUAGCUGCUCCAAAUUUUUUAGGUUAGAAAAAUAUAAAUAUUGGUCACGUUAUGUUUACCAUUCGAGUGUACGGAUUGGCGGCCUCUAGAUACAGAGCAAUUUCCGCACUUACGUGCGUAAUUAGCGAAGUUACGAUAAGUAACUUUCUAAUUAUGAACAAUAGGUGGCUACAGCAAAUGAGUAUACUUUGGGGCCCGUCCUCGACACUACCUAUCCCAAUGAUCAAAUUUGGAAUAGCGGAGUUCAUGUGGGAGCUACGCGAACAAUUAUUUCCCCUUGGCAGGCUCCUUGAAACCGAAACUGGCCGCGAAAAGAGCGUCUGUGUCGUCGAUGUCGCCGCCCCCCAGCCUUUCGUCACGUCUCCGAAGUCAGCGCUGGUCCGGCCCCGCGAGCAGCUUGCGUUAGCUCUUUGCUGUCUGCGGCGUUCGCAGUCGACGCUACAGACUGAUAUGACGUUGUGCCUGCAGUAUCUAAAAGCCCAAGGAGCGGGGUUGGCGCUACAGCGCAACGUGGCGCCCGACGGAAUGACGAAGUAAAUUUGGCGGCCCGCGGGCAUUGAAGCGCCAGGCCAACGCCGCAGACAGCAAAGAGAUUACGCAACCUGCUCGCGCGGCCGGACCGGCGCUGACUUCGGAGACGUGACGAAAGGCUGGGGGGCGGCGACAUCGUCGACACAGACGCUCUUUUCGCGGCCAGUUUCGGUUUCAAGGAGCCUGCCAAGGGGAAAUAAUUGUUCGCGUAGCUCCCACAUGAACUCCGCUAUUCCAAAUUUGAUCAUUGGGAUAGGUAGUGUCGAGGACGGGCCCCAAGGUACUCAUUUGCUGUAGCCACCUAUUGUUGAUAAUUAGAAAGUUAAUUAUCGUAACUUCGCUAAUUACGCACGUAAGUGCGGUAACUGCUCUGUAUCUAGAGGCCGCCAAUCCGUACACUCGAAUGGUAAACAUAACGUGACCAAGAUUUAUAUUUUUCUAAUUUAAAAAGUUUGGUGAAGCUAAAAAAAAAAACACCCUGUAUAGUGGUAUAUAGUAAAUAACGACUCAUGCACACAACCUACAAAGCAUGUCGGGGCUCGAACCCUCAACCUUCCAAGUACGCAGGCUGUCGAACCCUUGACCUCCGAAGCAGAAAAAAACUGGUACCCCAAACCUUCCAAGCAUGCAGGGUAUCGAACUCUCGACCUCCGAUGCAUAUAGUGUUUGAACCCCGAUAUUUUCCGUGUGGCGUAUUGAACCAAUGGUCAGUACUGAUUAAGCAAAGCUCAAGUGAUGGUCAGUUGUAGUCAAGCGAUGGUCAGUAGAGCACAAUGAGGAUGAGCAAGUGGCACCAUGCUUCCAAAUGCCUAAACUCCAGUGAAGUUCCUACAGAAUUCUUUUUAGUUGAGUUGUACGGAUGCACGUCAUUUUGCAAAAUCGCAGAACGUCGCCCUUUUAUUAUAUUGGUUUAUUUGUAUUGCAGUACAAUAACUUUUUGCAGAUGGUAGGUAAAUUCAUGACCGCAACAUUGUAUAUUACCAUGGGCAUGCUUGUAAUCACUUGGACGCUUACAAAACAUGUUAACAAAAGCUUUGUUGACAAAGUAAUUGUGCUUAUGAAUACCUGUAAAAUCCUAUACCAGCGUACUAACCACACUUCUGCAUUAUAUUCUAAUUGCCUUGCAUGUAGUGCUCACAGAUUGAAAUGCGACAUAGCGAGCUUGUGGCCGCCGGUACAUGCAGCGCAACCCCUGGAAGGAACACGUUGCAUUGUGGUAUUUACCAUGAGAGUGAGCGUGGUUUGAGCGUGGGCUUACUGCUUCCGGUUGCCAAUGAGCGGGACUGUGGUUUUCCGCAGCGCCAACGUACAGUGUAGCGGUAUACCGCAAUGCAAGAUCGUGCUUCCACAGGCAACGCUGCAUACAUGAGCGGCCAUGCGCUUGCAGUGUCGCAUUUUAAUCCGUGAGCACUGUACAUGCCCUUCUGUGUGAAGAAAUAAGCAGAUAAAUUUAAUGUUUGACAGGGUCUGUGGAACCAGCUGUAGCUGGUAAUGAUGUUUCUAAUGUGCCAAACUCCAGCCAAGCGGUGACUAUCGAUACCAUGACCACACAAGAGACAUAUGCAAAAACAGAAAAUCACAGUGGUUCUUGGGAAGAACAUAAUGGUCAGGUUGCUCAUGGUGUGCGGGGCCACUACGAGAUGGCAAAUUCCUCGCUACCUGGUUGCUCAAAAGAUAGCACUCCUUGGACUGGGGACUGGCAUGUUCGCGGCACAGAUGCUUCUGAAGCUUCUGAACCACAAGAUUCUGGAGGAAACUGUGCAAAUGCAGACUUAUGUACCACAGCUCCUGGUGAAACAGUUGAGAGCAGCAGCUUACAACGCGCCAAUGACUUGUCCCUUCUGCCUACAAGAAGCACAAAUGAUCCGUCGCUGCUGCCUAAUACAAGCACCAGGGACCUGUCCUUGCUGCCUUCGAGAAGCGCCAAUGACCUGUCCUUGCCACCUACAAGAAGCACCAAUGAUCUGCCACUGCUACCUACGAAAAGCCAGGAAUUCUUUGAGUGGCUUCUUGAGAACUUGCCUACAUUUUCUCCGUGUGUGCAACCGCUCCUUGAGGGGAAAGUGCUUUCACAAAGACAGCACAAACAGCUAUGUCGCCAGCUCCGGACAGAAAUCGCACUCUUCUUAGAUGAGAAUGAUAUAAUCACCAGCAGCAACACUGCCCAAUGUCGUUGGAUGUACAAGGCCCUUGGAGAUGCUCUUGUAAAGAUGUACCCACACCUGAUGUGGGAUGAACCAAAGCCUGAAAGCCGGCUGCAGAAAACAAGAAGCCAGGUUUACAGUGCGUUCAUAAGGAGGCUGUCAGUGGCAAGAAAGGUCCGGAAGCACCGGGCAAGGAAAAGUGCUGUAUUAGUUGUGUCGCCGGCACCCCGAGCAACUAUCACAAAUGAGAACGCUGCUUCUGAACUACAGGCCCUAAGCUCUUCAAGUAUGAGUGCUGCAUCACUUGAUAUGCAAAGAAUGAGAAUCCUGCUGACGGUGACGCUCCCAGACCGCCGCAAUACACACAUGGACCCUCUCCCACAGUACUUUUUGGUGGAGGAAAUACUGUGCAUUGAGGUGGAACUUCGGUUUGGAUCGAAGAUAACAGAACUUGAGAACAAACUUGCUGCUGUGGUGCGAGUCUUCUCGGAAAAUGAAGAACGGGAAUGCACGCUGGUAGAUGUUAUGAAGCACAUACAAGGCAAUGUUGGGCACAGUCUCAUAUGUGAGAUGGCAUUGCCAGCUGAGGACCUCCAAGUAACAGCACCCCACAUUUACUGCACUCCUGAGAAGAUUUGUGUUUUUGCUGGCAGCCAAGCCGAACUGAUAACAGUCUCCAAGUCUGGAUUAGGACGGGCACUUAUUUUUUGCCUUUUGACUUACUAUAUUAAGAACUUAGAAUAUCCAUUUGCAUUUUUCCAAAUGCUUGCUCUCGUGCAAAAAGUUGUGCUGCCAGGAGACAAGCUUGUGAAAGGACUGCUUUCUCCUCGUCUGAAGCGUCUCUGUGCGCUCUUAAGCAAGAAAAAUGUAAUCUAGACUUUCCAUG